Molecule: messenger RNA, 2524 nt
Organism: Lingula anatina
Lineage: Eukaryota; Metazoa; Brachiopoda; Lingulata; Lingulida; Lingulidae
Product: acetylcholine receptor subunit alpha-type acr-16
Biological process (GO): monoatomic ion transmembrane transport
Cellular component (GO): membrane
Molecular function (GO): extracellular ligand-gated monoatomic ion channel activity; transmembrane signaling receptor activity
Source: RefSeq, a predicted model, not a curated record
CUUGUCAUAUUGACAUAAUGUUAAAAGCAACAGACAGGUCAAUACACUUACAAGCACCAUACUAUACUUCAAUUAACGAAAGUUGUUCACCUUCCCACGGAGAGAAUCCACUUAUAAAGUCUUUUUUAACACAUCCAGAGGGCGGAAGAUUUUUAAGUUGCACUUCAGAAGAACAAAUUCAAGACGAAUGGAAUCUUAAUUUGUCAUGAACUUGAGUUGGUGGACGCAUUGUUCUAAUUACAUCCGAGGCAUGCGCGGGUUUACGCCAAGCGUCAGCUGACGUCUAUCUGUGAACAUUACUUAUCUGCACUUCAACAGUGCAAAGGCUUUUUCCGCUCUUGUACGGCAGACAGGAUAAAACAAGAAGGAUAGCGGUCUCAUGGAUGAGUUAACCCGUAUUCCAUUUAAUGUGGCAAAAUGUUUUAUCAAUUAGGUAAUCUGACGUGUCCUGAUGAUAAUGCACCUGAGCCACUUUUGUCGCGAAAAGGAAACUGGUUUUCAAUCGCAUCUGUAUUAAGAAGCCUUUAUGUAAGUCUCUUCAGUUGAUUUAGAUGUAAGAAGGCUUCGAUCUUGUCGUUAUUUUAAAAGACAAUUACGUGAUUUCAGCAAACUGACUUGGUUAAGUGUCUCCAGCUAAGGUUGCCGUAAUGUUACACAUCUGGAUUGUCUACUGCCUUUUCGGUUGCCUUUUUGGUACUGUUACAGUGACUGGCGAGGAAACGAAACCUGCCGCAAAAGAUUAUUUAGUAACUGUAGAGCUAGACGAGGAUACCAAGCAUUAUAAGAUGGUACCAGACGAAUGUGUACCAAACAGAGUAAGUCAGGAAGAGAAGCUAAUCAAGGAUAUGUUUGAGGAUUACGACAGUAGAUCCAGACCAAAGCUGAAUUCAUCGGAAAGAGUAGAAGUCAAGGUCAAAUUUGUUUUAAUGCAGUUGAACAGUCUGGACGAAAAAAUACAGAUUUUAGCCACAUCGGGCUGGAUGGAAGUGGAAUGGCAAGAUGAGAGAUUAACUUGGUCUCCGGAGGAUUAUGGGAACCUGACAUCCGUCGUGGUGUCCUCACAGUUGCUAUGGCUACCAGAUAUAGCCCUUCAAAACAGUGCUUCCGAAAUCUACCAUUCCUCAUUCCAAGACAGCAAAUUCCGAAUAUCUAUUUGGAACACGGGGAACAUUUUAUGGAUACCGGGAGGUAAAUUCUUCACAAACUGUGAAUUAGACAUCACUUAUUUCCCCUUUGACGACCAGAAGUGCAUGUUGCAUUUCACAAACUGGGCAUACACAGGAUUACAAGUCAACCUAACCAAUUCUGUAUCCGUCAUUCCCCUCGAUAACUACAAACUUAAUGGAGAGUGGGACAUAGUGAAGACCAAGGCCACGAGAGAGGAUGUCUUUUUCUACUGCUGCCCAGAGGUGCCAUACCCCGCCGUGUAUUUUACCAUCUAUAUGAGACGCAAGUUCCUGUAUCACCUGACAAACAUAGUGACCCCCUGCCUUAUGCUGUCUAUACUGGUGGCGGUAGUGUUUUGUUUACCCCCAGAUGACGGUGAGAAGAUUGCACUGGGCAUUACUGUGCUCCUGUCAUUCUCAGUCUUCUUGUUGUUGAUUGCAGAAAGCAUGCCUAGGAUAUCCGAGUCCGUACCAGUAAUCAGUAUUUAUUUAACAAUCUUCAUGGCAAUGACCACAGUGUGCAUCUUCUGGACGGUCUUGGUCCUGAAUCUCCAUCACCGCACCACUGUAACACCAGUGCCCAAAUGGUUGCGAGUGAUCCUCUUCAACUGCCUGGCCCGCAUGUUGUGCAUGAGGAGUGCAGUUCCCGACUACGAGAAGAAGCACCAUCCCGAGGAAAACAGCGUCAACAACGACGAACAGUUGACGCGAUUAACGCGCUCUGAUCACGUCGGAAUGCGCCUUAGCAAACGGGGGCGAGGAUCGUUCACAGGGGACAUGUCUCCUUGUCGAUGUAUCACCACAAAUCAUAACGGAGAAGCGAAUAAGGACUUAGAGAAAUCGUACUCAAACCGAUUACUUGAGGAGGUAGUUGAUCACCUACGCUGCGUGACUGAGAAGAGAAUGGAGGAGGAGGAAAUAGAGUCGCAACGGGCAGAGUGGCGCGCUGCAGCGAGCAUUGUGGAUCGUUUCUUCUUCUUGCUGUCCCUUGCUAUCAUCAUUGUUUCUUCAAUUGUAGUUCUAGUGUGCAUGCCUAUGUCGAAGAAGGAUAUCACCAGUAUAGAUUAAUAUGUUUUGAAAAGGACGAAGAAUUAUAAAGGCAAGCUAUUUAAAAGGAUAAUGUAACAUGAAGUGUGUUAAACAUACGCAUGUGCAAGAUAUUGCAUUUAAACGAGGGUGAGGGGAAAAGUCUAUGUUGUCAUGAUAGCAGCUAAACAAGAACUUUGAGUGUAUACCCCAUUUUUUAAUAUUAACUAUUAAUUGACAGAAUAAAAAGUAAAGAGUUUGGUAUGAUAACUUUAAUUCUGAUGUAAAAGUAACGUUUCGUAAUAAUAAAAAAACCUUGUAGAGCCACGUUA